Messenger RNA from Cynoglossus semilaevis (tongue sole), 2346 nucleotides. It is a transcript of the gene pitpnc1a, whose product is annotated as phosphatidylinositol transfer protein cytoplasmic 1a. The record is from RefSeq and is a predicted model, not a curated record. Gene Ontology annotation, cellular component: cytoplasm. Gene Ontology annotation, biological process: phospholipid transport. Gene Ontology annotation, molecular function: phosphatidylinositol transfer activity; phosphatidylinositol binding. The transcript is spliced from 9 exons. The coding region runs from base 754 to 1746 and encodes 330 amino acids. Lineage: Eukaryota; Metazoa; Chordata; Actinopteri; Pleuronectiformes; Cynoglossidae.
GGUGUGUGCAGCGAUCUGUAUCCUGCCGCAGUCACAUGUCACAUCUGAUCAGUGGCUUCUUUCUUUUAAGUAAUGCUUUUAAGAUUUACAGUUCACACCUCCUCUUCCAUCCCCUCCUCCUUUUAUGUUUCCAACUCAGUGCUGCCCUCCCGCGGCUCACUUAAGAGAGAAGCUUGCGCAUCCCUGGAGAGGAAGCUGUCAGAGCAACUCUAACCAGUUGGAUUGGUUUGUGGAGCAGCUGUCGAGUGCACGCGUUUCAGCCGAGUUCCGUAGAGCAGGUGAUCAACGAAAGGUUCCGUUUGGUCUUAGUUCAGGACGCAGCGUCAGCAAGGAGCCACAUGAAGCUGUGCUUAUUGUUGUUGAGGAAAGCGAGUUCCGGAGUUUGUUCUGAUUCUGAACACUUCACGCAGUACGGACGUUGAUCAAAGGUCAAAACCACGGCAGUUGACUUGGUCUCAAAGUGAGUUUAGGUUUUCAGACAGUAGAACGCACUCUGGUUUGGUCUUGGUGCAGGUCCAGACCCAGGACGCACAAACGCUGCCGUUGCAGGAGGCUGCUGAUGCACGAGUGAAUCAGUACACGUCCGCGCGUCACUGUGGCUCCGAUUCACCGAGCAAAUGGUUUCACUUCAUUAACUCCUCUACAGUCAUCUUUUGCUCCGAAGCUGCCAACCUAAGAGACCACCGACAUCCGUCCCCUCUGCACCGCCGCCAACACCGAGACCACCACCACCACCACCGCUGUGCAGGGACUAUGUUGAUGAAGGAGUACCGCAUCUGUAUGCCUCUCACCGUGGAGGAGUACCGCAUUGGUCAACUAUAUAUGAUCAGUAAACACAGUAAUGAACAGAGCGAACGUGGGGAGGGGGUGGAGGUGGUCCUGAAUGAGCCAUUCGAGGACCCUGAGCACGGAGCAGGCCAGCUCACUGAGAAACGAAUCUACCUCAACAACAAACUGCCCAGCUGGGCCAGAGCCGUUGUCCCCAAAAUCUUCUACGUCACAGAGAAGGCGUGGAACUACUACCCUUAUACUGUCACAGAGUACACAUGCUCCUUCCUGCCCAAGUUUUCCAUCCACAUUGAGACUAAAUACGAGGACAACAAAGGGAGCAAUGAUAAUAUUUUCACCAGUGAAUCUCGAAAUGAAGAGACCGAGGUGUGUUUUGUGGACAUAGCCUACGACGAGAUCCCCGAGCGUCACUACAAGGAUUCAGAGGACCUGCGCUUCUUUAAGUCAAAGAAGACUAACCGAGGCCUGCUGCAGGAGGGAUGGAUCGACACACAGGAGCCCAUCAUGUGCUCAUACAAACUGGUCACAGUCAAGUUCGAGGUGUGGGGCCUGCAGACCCGUGUGGAGCAGUUUGUGCACAAGGUGAUUCGAGAUGUCCUACUGUUAGGACACAGACAGGCCUUUGCCUGGGUGGACGAGUGGAUCGACAUGACCAUGGAGGAGGUACGAGAGUAUGAGCGGGCCACACAGGAAGCCACCAACCUAAAGAUUGGCUCCUUCCCCCCUGCCAUCUCCAUCUCUGACACCCCUCUGCCCUCUACUACCCGCGGUGGCCCUAACAGUGCCCCGUCCACACCGCUCACCACAGAAGCCCCCGACUUCCUGGCAGUGCCGAAAGAUCGUCCCAGGAAGAAAUCUGCCCCAGAGACCUUGACGCUGCCAGAUCCAGGACGCAGAGAUUCUCUCUUCAAACUGCCCAGCUUUUUCUCCUGGAACUCCAGCCCACAGCCGGAAUGAAAGCAGGGUGGUGCCACUGGUGACGAACAAACACCUUUGACCUGUGGAGGAUGCCUGUUGAGCACACACCACAGUAAUCCCCUGCCUCCCUCAGCCAGCUGAAGUAAAGGAGACUUCUGACUGUCCUGGUGAUCCCAGUCGCCUCAGCAGACUGGCAGGAGUUCACACUAAAGCUAACAGCUAGAAGCUAACUUUACAGACAGGUACAGACAGGCAGCAUGAUCUUAGAGUCUAAAACAUUGUCCAGUGUCCAGGUUUACAGGUUGUUUUUUAUUGAGAAUAGAAAAAAAAUCUAGGGGAGACCACCUACUCCCCACCUCAAAAAACAAUUAGAGAGAAUGUCCAAUUAGUCAGACUGAGGUCAGAGUCUGUUCAUGAUGCUUUUACCCACUGAAAAUAACUUUACAGUACUGUAUAUGUAUCCAUGCUGACAGCGUAUUGACAUUCAGUUCUUAUAAAAAAAAAAAAUCACCCUCAAUGUUUUAACAGUGGAUUCUUCAGUUGUGAGGUCAUUGUGUUUUCUUGUGUAUAUAAACAAUAAAUACCAUGGAAAUGUCACUAUCUCAUAUCCAGUAACGUUGCUGCUGCUACUGCUACUGC